This is a messenger RNA of Metarhizium album ARSEF 1941, 2544 nucleotides long. RefSeq names its product exocyst complex component Sec10. The record is from RefSeq and is a predicted model, not a curated record. Gene Ontology annotation, biological process: Golgi to plasma membrane transport; exocytosis. The coding region runs from base 1 to 2544 and encodes 847 amino acids. Lineage: Eukaryota; Fungi; Ascomycota; Sordariomycetes; Hypocreales; Clavicipitaceae. The transcript is spliced from 2 exons. Gene Ontology annotation, cellular component: exocyst; cytoplasm.
AUGGAGCGGACCAGUUCGGGCCCCAAGAGCCUCUUUCCAAAAGGCCCGAGCUUCACCCUGGACAACUUCUCCGGCAAGGACUUCAUCGUCCGCGACUUUGUCGACAGCCUGGCGGAUAGUGCCGUCCCUUCCAAUCGCCGCUCCGGGCCUGCGGCGGCGGCGUUCGACCCUAAGCCGUUGAUUCGGACCUUUGAAAAUGCCCUGUCACAGCUGGCUCUGCUCGGCGACGAGCUCCAAGACAAGGAGUCGGAAAUCCUGUCCCAAGUACGACGCGCAGAGGUCCAGCACGAUCAAACCCUCGACACCCUUGGUCGCACGCUGGACCAGAGCAUGAGCUCGUUCGAGGCACUCGAUGGAUCGAUAGGCCACAGCAGUGCCGGCGGUGCGCCAGACGCCGCCGGCCGGACCGACGGCGGAGGAAAUGUAGCCGUUCAGAUAGGGGAGAAGCUGGAGGAGCUCGACCGCAAGCGACGCCGAGCGCAAGACACCAUAUUCUUGAUUCAGUGCUGGACCGAGCUGAGCGACGCCGGACUGCUAUCCUCUCUGGAAGACAUCCGACUCCAGGGCGGGUCCGAGAAUAAGAUCAGAUGCGCCGUCAUCGCGCGCCAGCUGAUGAGGAUGAGCCAGCAGCUUGAUCCGUCGUCGUGGAGCUCUACCAGCAGCCAGCGAAAUAGCGCCACGCUCAGUGGCCACGCCGGCGACGCCAAAUCACACAACACGCGCGAGAUCCUCGAGAAAUUCUGCGAGUCCUUGGAACAGGAUCUCCUGGAACAGUUCAACAAUAGCUACAGGCGCCAGAACUUUGACGACAUGAUGGAGUGCUCCAAGGUCUUGCACGACUUCAACGGUGGCGCCAGUGUGAUUGCCAUCUUUGUCAACCAGCACCAGUUCUUUAUCGAUCGAGACCAGCUGAACGACGAGGCUAUUGGUGACGGGGAGACGUGGGAAGUCCUGGCAGACCCCGACUCGGACCCGCCCGGCGUCGACCCUGGACUGCAGUCCCUCGUUGACGAGGUCAAGAUUGUGAUGCAAGAAGAGUCCUUCAUCAUCAAGCGCGCGUUUCCGUACUACGAGACCGUCCUCGUCAAGUUUAUCCAGAGAGUGUUCCAGCAGUCCAUUCAGCAGAGACUCGAAAAGGUCCUCGACAAGGCCGGUACCGUGUCCACUCUUGCCUUUUUGAGAUCAUUACACUCUUCAAGAAGCUACAUCAGCUCGUUGGUGGAGGACUUGAAGACCCACGGCCUUACAGAACACCCCGACGCGUGCUCGGGGCAGAUUGCGCAGACGCUGGAUCAGCAGACGGACGAGCUGUUCAUCCCCUACCUCGUGGGGGGCUCCUACAUUGAACGGGAGCGAAAGAGCCUCGAGGAAAUGUACAGCUCGCUGCUGUUCAAAUUCACAAUGUACCACUCUCGGAGGAGGAGAGCGCCGCAGGGCUUCAUGGCCUCGCUGGCCCAGCAGGGCACCCAGUUCAUGGCCACAGCCAAGGACGCGUACCUGGAACGAUUGGAGUCUUCGGAUCUCACGCCGACACACAAGCGCAUCAUGCUGCGGGUCGCCGGCAUUAAGGAUAAAGAGAACAAGAACGAGAUCGAGGUCUCGGAGGAGGACGGCGCGCUGAGCGUCACCAACGCGAAGCGCAUGCUCAAGUGGCUCGCCGAGAGCGUCCAGCGCACCCUGGAGCUCGGGUCCCAGGCCGAGACGCCAAAGGACGUCAACGUGCUCCUGCAGCUGUUGCUCACCAACAUGGGCCAGCUCUACGUGCAGACGGCGCUCGAGGCGGCCGACGGCCAGGCCACCUUGGUGGAAAACUCCAAGACGGAGCCGGACCUGGCCUUCUUGUCCCCGGUCCGGCCCGCGGUCACCAUCUCGGCCAUCAUGGACAGGUUCAUCACCGUCGUGCUCGUCCGCCUGGCCGAGCCCAACACGACCGUGAGGAAGAGCAUGGAGGCGCAGCGCAACAUGGCCAUGGACGCCAUCGAGAAGAAGACAAACGCCGUCAUGAAGAGCUCCAUCGACGUCAUCACCAACUUCGUCGCCAAGUCCCUCGGCUCCCAGAAGAAGCAGGACUUCCGGCCCAGGGGCGGGGAACUCGAAUUCCUGCAGACGCCCACGUGCCUCGGCAUUUGCAAGUUCCUGGGCCGGUCGUCCAAGGAGGCGAGCCUCGCCAUCGACGGGCCCAACGCCGAAAGGUACUUCAGCGAGCUCGCGCUGUCCAUCCACGAGCUCCUCUUUGACCAUUUCAAAAAGUUCCAGGUCAACGCCACGGGGGGGCUGAUGGUCACGCAGGAUGUUGCAAAGUACGUCUCUGUGAUGCGGGACUGGCCUCUGGCCAAGGAGGUUGCGGACAUGGUUGAGCUUCUCACGGAGAUUGGGUCACUGUUCAUCGUGGGUCCCGAGGCAUUGAGGGAGAAGGCGAGGGCCUUGGCGCCGGGCCAGAGUGGCGGCAGAGGGAAGCUGUGCAAGGGCGACUUCAGGGCAUUUGUGCAGAGGAGGGACGACUCGGGGUCUGUUGGGAUACAGAGCAUCCUGGCAGGUCUCUGA